Molecule: messenger RNA, 426 nt
Organism: Acytostelium subglobosum LB1
Lineage: Eukaryota; Evosea; Eumycetozoa; Acytosteliales; Acytosteliaceae
Exons: 2
Coding region: 1-426 (141 amino acids)
Biological process (GO): Arp2/3 complex-mediated actin nucleation; regulation of actin filament polymerization
Cellular component (GO): actin cytoskeleton; Arp2/3 protein complex; cytoplasm
Molecular function (GO): actin filament binding
Source: RefSeq, a predicted model, not a curated record
AUGAGCAACUACGACGAAGAGAACAUCGAGGAGAAGACCACCGGAGGAAAGUCCGAUGCUGAGUACAAGGCUGACAUCCAAGCUAGACAGACUGAGAUCUCAAAGCUCAUGAACCAAGGAAAGCCAACUGAUGCUUUGCCAAUUGCCUUGCAAGACCCACCCAUCCACACAAAGACCCAGGCCAUCAAGGACCAGAACGCCACAGCUGUCAUUGGUGUUUUGUCUGCCAUCAAGGAGAAGGAUGUUGAUGGAUGUGUCAACCAGCUGGACGACGAUCAGUUGGAUAUUUUGAUGAAGUACAUCUACCGUGGUCUUGCCACCGGUGACAACAACUCUGCCAUCUUCUUCAAGUGGUACGAGGCCACCCUGAAGAAGUCUGGAAUGGGCUGUGUUGUCCGUGCCAUCUCUGAGAGAAAGACCGUCUAA